UCGUACCAAAGUCGCUCUCUCCGCAUCAGUCGUCAUCGUCGCCCGUCAGUGAGAAGAUCGGAGGCGAGCAAACAAGCCGCGAUUUGUGUUGCAGUUGUAGGGCCAGAAAAAAAGCAUAAACAAAAAGUGCAUUAUUUUGGUGGAAGCCGUCUAGGAAGUGUUUACACCGAUUGUGUUCCCUAGGAAAAAGCAAGAGGAAUCAAAAUGCAGUCUCAUAGCAAGAAACGCGUUUGCUAUUAUUACGACAGUGACAUCGGCAACUACUACUAUGGCCAGGGACAUCCGAUGAAGCCCCACCGUAUACGGAUGACACACAACCUGCUGCUCAACUAUGGCCUCUAUCGAAAGAUGGAGAUCUAUAGGCCUCACAAAGCCACUGCCGACGAGAUGACCAAAUUCCAUUCGGAUGACUAUAUCCGCUUCCUGCGGUCGAUCCGUCCCGACAACAUGUCCGAGUACAACAAGCAGAUGCAGAGAUUUAACGUCGGUGAGGAUUGUCCGGUGUUCGACGGGUUGUACGAGUUCUGUCAGCUGUCGGCCGGUGGAUCGGUGGCCGCUGCCGUCAAGCUGAACAAGCAGGCGUCGGAAAUCUGCAUCAACUGGGGCGGAGGUUUGCAUCACGCGAAGAAGUCGGAAGCGUCCGGAUUCUGCUACGUGAACGACAUCGUGCUGGGCAUUUUGGAACUGCUGAAGUACCAUCAACGGGUGCUGUACAUCGAUAUCGAUGUGCACCAUGGGGACGGUGUGGAGGAGGCCUUCUACACGACGGAUCGGGUGAUGACGGUGAGCUUCCACAAGUACGGAGAGUACUUCCCGGGAACGGGCGAUCUGCGGGAUAUUGGAGCUGGCAGGGGAAAAUACUACGCCGUGAAUAUUCCGUUGCGGGACGGAAUGGACGACGAAUCGUACGAGUCGAUCUUUGUGCCGAUUAUUUCGAAGGUGAUGGAGACCUUCCAACCGUCGGCAGUGGUGCUACAGUGCGGUGCCGAUUCCCUAACGGGAGAUCGUCUCGGCUGUUUCAACCUGACGGUCAAAGGUCACGGCAAAUGUGUGGAAUUCGUUAAAAAGUACAAUCUUCCCUUCCUGAUGGUGGGUGGCGGUGGCUACACAAUCCGUAACGUCUCCCGCUGCUGGACGUACGAAACCUCUGUUGCGCUGGGUUGCGAGAUUGCCAACGAGUUACCGUACAACGAUUACUUUGAGUACUUUGGACCGGACUUCAAGCUGCACAUCAGCCCCAGCAACAUGAGCAACCAGAACACAACGGAGUACUUGGAGAAGAUCAAGAACCGGUUAUUCGAGAAUCUACGCAUGUUGCCACACGCACCUGGAGUUCAGGUACAGGCCAUCCCCGAGGAUGCAGUCAACGAGGAAAGCGACGACGAAGACAAAGUCGACAAAGACGAGCGGUUGCCACAGGCCGACAAGGACAAGCGGAUAGUACCGGACAAUGAGUUCUCCGACUCGGAAGACGAAGGCGAGGGCGGCCGAAGAGACAACCGGUCGUACAAGGGUGGCGCUCGGAAACGACCACGACUGGACAAGGAUGCCAAAUCGGAGGACAUGAAGGACGAUGCCGAAGUGAAAGCCGAAGCGACGGGUGAUAAAGAGGACGCGAAAACCGGCGGCGAGGAAUCGUCCAAGAAGGAAACGACCGCUGUUGCAUGAUCGGCGCUGGCCGCGUACCGGAAAUAGCCCGCCACUAGCAUCUUGAAACAGUGAAUUUUCCGAGCGCCUCCACACUCACCAUACAUGCAUGAAACACGAACUAACCAUAAUCACAAAACCACAGACGGGGAGCACAUCUCAUCCGGUGUUAGUCUGUGAGGGCAAGUUUACGUUUAUCACUUCUUAGACAAAGCGCUAGUUUUAAACUGUAGUAGAGUUUAAAAUUCUUUUCUGUUUCUUUUAACUACUGUAACGAAAGUAAGAUACGCUCUUAUUGAAAUGACCAUAUAUUUCUAUUCAAACUGAUAAAUUAUUUAGCAGAAAUGAUUAUAAGAAGACAAACGUAACAAAAAUGAUCGUCAGAGUUCCUGUCGUCGUGUUCGAACCAGGAACAAUCGAAAACCGAUUAACACACCUAGUUAGGAUUCAAAUUUGCUUAAACAACAAUAAAAUAGUGAUCUUUUGGGUUCCAAGAGAGAUAUUUUUAGCAGGUCGACCCACAUUUGGCUAUGAAUCAAUACAAUCAAUACUGAAAAACAUGUCAAGUAUAACUUUUCAGCGGGAUAUUGCCUAACAAGGGAAGUGAUGGAGCAACAUAGUGAUCCAAAAAUAAAGCCCUUACACGCGGUGUCAUACAGCAAGUAUCUAAUAUACUGGAAAUGGUGUUCAGCAGUAUGAAGAGAUCUCGAAACCUGACUUCUCGCUCAAUCCCUAACUUUUUGGUGAUUGUAAAAUAAUACAGCGCUUCGAUGGCAGGUUUGUAAACAGCUUAACGUUUAACCGAUCGACAAUACGUCUUCAAAUGUCUGGUAAUCUUCCAGAGUGACAAUUCAGGUUUUGUAAUCAAAUUUAACCUAAAACCGUUUCAAAACCCAAUUUGAACUAUGAUGCACAUGACUUACAGCAGAAGUAAAUCGAAAAAGUAAAAAUCCUUAGACGUCCAACUGAAAAGUUAUCUUUGGCAUCAGACCUGAUAUUAAAAUUGCAAACACUAACCACGAUACAAAUUAAACAUGAUCUCAGGAACGUAAACCCACACGUUUUGGAAGCAAACGCAUCUUCGGUUUCUCCUUCUGAUUACCCAUGCUCCGAUAGGUGUUUUUCAUAUUAGCUACUAAGUUGUAAGAUUCCACAGAGAGAGAUUAAUUUAUUUUCGAUUCAUUCAACAACACCCAUCUCCCCUCAUUGUGCAAACAUUUGUAAGAUCUUGUUUUCUGAUUAGGUCGUCAGUAAUAUGAGAACUCUCUCUCGCAUUAGGUGGUUUGUCGUUCGAGGAAUGGCAAAUCGUGUUAGAUUGUUAGGUAUAUAUUGGAAACAAUCUUGAAAUUCACACAACAAUAGAUGAAUGAGAAGACAUGUGUAGAAUAACUAAAGCUAAGAAACAUAAUGGAAUGAACACUAUACGAUGUGAUCUUAUCCAGCAUUGAUUUGCACGACAGGUUACUGAAAGUGAAUAUUAAAUCCAAAUCUAAGAUUUAGACGGCGAUGAUGGUGAUGAUGAUGAGAUGAGAAUUAACCAAUUAAUUGAAAAACGAAUUUGGUGUUGUUGCAUUCAAUUCCAACUAGAAAAUUUGUAUGAUUCGACAGUGAAGUCGUCUUCAGCAACCGAAGACGGCAUUACAGUUGAGUUUCAAAUAAUACCUGACAAAAGAUACACCUUUUCUAGUUGGAAUCACAUGAUACAGUGCUAAAUUCGGGUUUUCACUUACAAAUAUUGUAUUUUACUGAUAAGCUACUAACAAUUUAUCAUUAAAUAAUUGUCUGCCAAAUCGGAGCGGUUUGGCAGACAUUAAACGGAA
This is a messenger RNA of Aedes aegypti (yellow fever mosquito), 3467 nucleotides long. RefSeq names its product histone deacetylase Rpd3 (gene HDAC1). NCBI's taxonomy places the organism in Eukaryota, Metazoa, Arthropoda, Insecta, Diptera, Culicidae. Bases 205 to 1668 code for a protein of 487 amino acids. The transcript has 6 exons. Gene Ontology annotation, molecular function: histone deacetylase activity. The record is from RefSeq and is a predicted model, not a curated record.